Bufo gargarizans (Asiatic toad) is the source of this 1715-nucleotide messenger RNA. RefSeq names its product coiled-coil domain containing 34 (gene CCDC34). Bases 111 to 1121 code for a protein of 336 amino acids. The transcript has 7 exons. Lineage: Eukaryota; Metazoa; Chordata; Amphibia; Anura; Bufonidae. The record is from RefSeq and is a predicted model, not a curated record.
AUCGCGUUUAGGCGCCGCCAUUUUGAAAGCUGGCUGCAGUUUGUUGAUAACUGUAACCUGAAGGCGAUGCUUCUCCGGUGAUAACGGCUGGCUGAGCGGAGGCGUCCGACAUGUCUUCCACCACUUCCACCACCAGUGACCUGCGAUCUGCUGACCUGAGACGCUCUCAUUCCACCCCUCGAAAUCCAAGCACAAAAGAGUCUGAUAUGGGGCGUUCAAAAAGUUGUGAUGUCAGCACCACCGGGGACUCCACCUAUUCCUUGUUGUCGCCCAUCUAUCAUGACAGCUAUGAAAGUGACUUUGAAGAUCGUUCCUUCCAUGUGGAGAUUUUGGCCAAAGAAACUGAAAAGAAGAAGCCUUGUAUUCAGGACCAAGGCGAGACCAGCACGGUAGAGCAGCCUCUAGCAGAUUUGAAGCUUUCUCCUUGGGAAACGUGGCUGCUGAGCAAGGAAAGACGAGGUCGACUUGAACUGCAAAACAAAAUAUUGGAGGAAUUAAAACAAGAGGAAGAAAGAAGAAAAGAGGAGCGGAAGACAGAGCAGAAAAAACAUUUGGCUGAAGAACAACACAAGGAAUGGGUCCGAAAAAAGCAUGAGCAGGAAAGAAAAGAGAAGGAACAAAAACUUCUCAAAGAGAAGCAGGAAAAGGAGUCUGAAGACCAGCAGAAACGUCUAAUAGAAGAGAAGAGUAGGGAGCGCUACCAAGGAUGGCUGAAGAAGAAGAAAGAAGAGGAGCAGGAGAGGAAGAGGAGGCAAAAGGAAGAAGAGGAGAAACGUUUAGCCGAGCAGAAAGAGAAGAAGGAGAAGGCAGAGCAGAUCUUCAAGGAGUGGGUGGAACAGGCCAAAAACAAACCACGACCGACGCUCAACAGCUAUGGCUAUGUCAACGGGAAAUUGACAGGUUAUUAUGAUGGAAGUUCCUACCCUGCUCCAGGGUUUUAUAACCCCAUUCCAUGGAAACCUAUCCCCAUGCCACCACCACCGAAGGAGACUGUAAAAAAACCCACGUCUGGAAAGAAUAAAAGACGACUCGUCUCACACCAGCUAUACCGAUCCAGCACGGCCAUUCUCUAUAAACCGAAGGACAAUCUACAAGUUGGUGGCGGGAUAUUUAGAAGAUAACAUGCCGUAUAGGAGGGAACGGGAAUAUAGAGGAGCUGGGUGAUGAAAGAACUAGUUUGGUUUAUUAAUCCAUUUUUUACAUAACAAUUUUUAUUUUUAUUUUUUACAAAAGAGUGAUAAACAAUUUUGUCAGUUUCAUUUAUCGCAAUGGUAAAAUGUUCUAUUCCCCUCUAAACGAAUACACUGUGCAGACACCGUCGCUGCGCAAAUAAGUGGACACAAAUGUACCGCCAAACAACGUGCAAAGGUGCCAGAGUCUUUGUCAGUCAAGGAAGCAGGUGAGUUUCUUCUCUCUCCCGGGACUGGUAAUUCUUGCUGCUUCUACUCUAUAAAUGAGAGACUAUGCUAAUAUUUUAGCAUAAAUUUUGUUUUACAUCAUGAUUUGUGACUUUUUUUUGCAGCAGUUUGGAAACUUAAACUGCUCCGUAAAUCUGGGACAGUUUUUUUUUUUUUUUGACCAUUUGGACGUUUACUUGGUACAACUAACAAUCACCCACAUAGGAAAAAACACCUAUGAGUCUUCCUGUUACGUGACUUUUCUGACUUAUCUUGGUUUCCUGCAGAGGUAAGAGUCCAUUCACACUUGCAUGAAGG